This is a messenger RNA of Glarea lozoyensis ATCC 20868, 1020 nucleotides long. RefSeq names its product Nucleic acid-binding protein. The transcript has 2 exons. Gene Ontology annotation, cellular component: nuclear exosome (RNase complex); cytoplasmic exosome (RNase complex). Gene Ontology annotation, molecular function: RNA binding. The record is from RefSeq and is a predicted model, not a curated record. Gene Ontology annotation, biological process: nuclear polyadenylation-dependent rRNA catabolic process; CUT catabolic process; TRAMP-dependent tRNA surveillance pathway. Bases 1 to 1020 code for a protein of 339 amino acids. NCBI's taxonomy places the organism in Eukaryota, Fungi, Ascomycota, Leotiomycetes, Helotiales, Helotiaceae.
AUGGCAAUCACCAUCCACGCACCAGCUCCGGCUGUUCUACCCUAUAAGACCGCAGACUCAUCCGACGAAGACUCUGACGAUGGUGGAGCCGACCUCCAGGGCGACAUUAACAUGCGCCCCAGCAAACGAGCCCGACAUUAUCGAGAAGACAUUGUCACGCCGGGCGAGGUUGUCACGGAUGAGGAUCAAUGGAUGAGAGGCCACGGCACAUACCACAACCACGCGCGCGAAAUCAUCGCAACCGUCGCCGGCACCGUCCAAAAAACCAACAAACUCCUCUCCGUCCGCCCCCUCCGUGCACGCUACACCCCCGAGAUUGGCGAUCUAGUCGUCGGUCGCAUCGUCGAGGUGCAAUCCAAGAAAUGGCGUGUCGACGUUGGCGCGCCUGUGUUGGCCAGUCUGCCAUUAUCGGCGAUCAAUUUACCUGGUGGCAUUCUACGCAAACGCACGGAGACGGAUGAGUUGCAGAUUCGUACGUUUUUCAGCGAGGGCGAUUUGCUGGUUGCUGAGGUGCAGAGUUUAUAUCAGGAUGGGAGUGCGAGUUUGCAUACGAGGAGUUUGAAGUAUGGGAAGUUGCGGAAUGGGGUUUUCAUGAGUAUUAGUGGGACGGGGGGAGGUGGGGGCGUGGUGAGGGCGAGGAGACAGCUGUGGACGAUUGAUACGAUGAAUGGGGGUGGGAAGGUGGAUGUGAUUUUGGGGGUUAAUGGGUAUGUCUGGAUUAACAAACAUAUUGAGGUUGCGGGGGGGGAGACGGCGAUUACGAGGAUGGAGGAGAGUGUUAGUGCGACGGUUUAUAGUAGUCAGAAUGAUUCGAUUGCGCCAGAGACGAGAAAGGAGAUUGCUAGGAUAAGAGGGGUGAUUACUUUGUUGGUUGAGGAGGGAUUGAGAGUUGAUGAGGAUAUGGUUAUGAAGGGAUAUGAAGCUGCGUUGUUGGUUGAUAGUGAGGAAGAUGGGGAGACGAAUGUUUUCCUUGGAGGAGAACAGGGAAAACUCGUGUUGAAGCAGUUGAGCGGUGUAUGA